UCGUUCGAGGUGGUGUAACGUUCAUACUAUUUUGUUUUAAAAAGCCAAGCCAAACACCCGAACUUUUCUUUUUCCGGUGUGGGCCACAAAAAACACCCCCCCAAACCGAAGUUUUCAAACCCUAAAACUCAUAUACACACUCUGCUUCGUACCACAUUCUCUCGCCGGCGAAACCAACUUCCGAACACUCCCGCCGCCGACGAACCACCGUGCCGGCUCAGACUGCUUCGCUGCGAUCGGAACUUCAUUUCGAUCUAAGAUCACAAUAAUCUUCAACGCUACUGCAUUCCAUCUAUCUGCUGACGUAUAAUGGCGGUUGAAAAACUUUUUAAAGAUGAAGCUACUGAAGAAAAGGGUGAACGAGCCCGUAUGGCUUCCUUUGUUGGAGCCAUGGCAAUAGCUGACUUGGUCAAAACAACAUUAGGCCCUAAAGGAAUGGAUAAAAUAUUACAGUCUACAGGUAGAGGACACAGUGUCACUGUCACUAAUGAUGGUGCGACAAUCCUAAAGUCCCUUCAUAUCGACAACCCUGCUGCUAAAGUUCUUAUUGACAUCUCAAAAGUGCAAGACGAUGAAGUGGGUGACGGGACUACAUCAGUGGUAGUUUUGGCUGGUGAACUUUUAAGAGAAGCGGAAAAGUUAGUAGGAUCAAAAAUUCAUCCAAUGACUAUAAUUUCAGGUUUUCGUAUGGCUGCUGACCGUGCCCGUAAAGCAUUGCUGGAUAGGGUCAUGGAUAAUAAAGAUGAUGCAGAGAAAUUCAGGUCAGAUUUGAUGAGGAUCGCUAUGACCACUUUGAGUUCAAAAAUUCUUUCACAGGAUAAGGAACAUUUUGCAAAAUUAGCUGUUGAUGCUGUUAUGAGGCUAAAAGGGAGCACAAACUUGGAGGCCAUUCAAAUUAUCAAGAAAGCUGGAGGCUCCCUUAAGGAUUCGUUUCUGGAUGAGGGAUUUAUUCUAGACAAAAAGAUUGGCCUUGGGCAACCAAAACGUAUAGAAAAUGCAAACAUUUUGGUUGCAAAUACAGCAAUGGACACCGAUAAAGUAAAAAUCUACGGAGCACGUGUUCGGGUAGAUUCAAUGGCUAAAGUUGCUCAGAUUGAAGGAGCAGAAAAAGAAAAAAUGAGAGAAAAAGUGCAAAAGAUAAUUGGUCAUGGGAUUAAUUGCUUUGUUAACAGACAGUUAAUCUACAAUUUCCCUGAAGAAUUGUUUGCUGAUGCUGGCAUUCUUGCAAUCGAGCAUGCUGAUUUUGAGGGUAUUGAGCGCCUUGCUUUAGUUACUGGUGGAGAAAUAGCAUCAACUUUUGAUAAUCCGGAAUCGGUUAAACUUGGGCACUGUAAACUCAUUGAGGAGAUUAUGAUUGGUGAGGAUAAAUUGAUCCACUUUUCGGGUGUUGAAAUGGGUCAGGCAUGUACCAUUGUUUUGAGAGGAGCAAGCUUCCAUGUUCUUGAUGAAGCAGAAAGAUCCUUGCAUGAUGCUUUGUGUGUACUGUCUCAGACGGUAAACGACAGUAGGGUUCUCUUAGGAGGUGGAUGGCCUGAGAUGGUGAUGGCAAAGGCAGUGGAUGAGCUGGCACGAAAGACCCCUGGCAAAAAAUCUCAUGCCAUUGAAGCUUUCUCGCGUGCCCUCAUCGCAAUUCCAACAACUAUUGCUGACAAUGCCGGUUUAGACAGCGCUGAGUUAGUAGCUCAACUUCGUGCUGAGCACCACAAAGAGGAUAGCAAUGCAGGAAUUGAUGUGAUCACCGGCACUGUUGGAGACAUGUCGGAGCUUGGAAUAUCAGAGGCGUUUAAGGUGAAGCAGGCUGUAUUGCUCUCUGCAACCGAAGCUGCAGAAAUGAUUCUGAGGGUUGAUGAAAUCAUCACCUGUGCACCAAGGAGGAGAGAAGAUAGAAUGUAGGAUGUUCCAUGUCAUGUGUCAUUGACCAUUUGGUUACUGUGCUUCGGGGGUUACCAACAUCGGGUGUAGUACCUAAAGUUUUGAGUUUUGUUUGAUGGUAAUGUUGAAUUACGUUAUUUGUUUUCAAUGUUCUCUUCUUUUGAAGGGCGACUACGUUGUAAACUGUUGUCUUGUAUCCAGUUUGAGUUUGCAGAUCAUUUCGAAAAUACGAAGCCUA
Messenger RNA from Helianthus annuus (common sunflower), 2110 nucleotides. RefSeq names its product T-complex protein 1 subunit beta. Gene Ontology annotation, biological process: protein folding. Gene Ontology annotation, molecular function: ATP binding; ATP-dependent protein folding chaperone; ATP hydrolysis activity. Lineage: Eukaryota; Viridiplantae; Streptophyta; Magnoliopsida; Asterales; Asteraceae. The record is from RefSeq and is a predicted model, not a curated record. Gene Ontology annotation, cellular component: cytosol; chaperonin-containing T-complex. The transcript has 12 exons. Bases 310 to 1893 code for a protein of 527 amino acids.